Messenger RNA from Vanrija pseudolonga, 1917 nucleotides. RefSeq lists its product as uncharacterized. The transcript is spliced from 2 exons. The record is from RefSeq and is a predicted model, not a curated record. Bases 1 to 1917 code for a protein of 638 amino acids. Lineage: Eukaryota; Fungi; Basidiomycota; Tremellomycetes; Trichosporonales; Trichosporonaceae.
AUGAUGUCGAUCCGACCGGCAUCGUUUGUGGCUGCUGUGGCCCUUGGCGCCGCCGUGUGUGGCUACCUUCCGCAGGCGAUUGCACAGGACUCUUCCUCCUCCGCCAGUGACUCUUCUUCCACUGCUAGCACCUCGGCAUCACCUACAAACGCAACAAGCAGCUCUGCCGCGCCCGAGCCAACCGGACAAUGGUACCCCCAUGGGCCGCCAGGCGCGCAGUACGUGGUCGACAGGGAGCCCGCUCUCAAGUUCAACGUGUCCAUCCCCACCGAGAACGGCAUGUUCGUGUACACGCCCGACUCGAUGUACAGCUACAACCUGACCGAGAUGCGCAACUACUCGAUGUGGAACGUGACAUAUGACGGGACUGCCGACAACACCGAGACGGGCAUCGGCGACGUGUCGCGCAGCAUCAUGGCCUACAACGCCACGACACUCAACACGACGGCCUUCGCGCCGUCCAUCUACACCGAGUACGGGCACGAGGUGGACACGCUGCGCACCGUGUUCAACGCGGGCUUUAUCGGCAACCGCAUCAUUAUCCACGGCACAAUCGACCAGCUCAACGGCAACACACAGCCCAUGAACCUCAGCUGCUACCACUUCAUCGCUGGCCUGGGCUCUGACAUGCCGCCCGAGCCCGUGGUCAUGACGCCCCAGCUUAACGCGGAGGGCACGGUCGGCCCUGACAUCUUUGACACAAAGUUCAUGGCGUGGGGGAGCUACAACAUCCACGCGCGGCUGUAUGCCGGCCGCCUGAGGAUCACAGGCUACACCGUGUUCACUGGCAUGGAGUCUGAGGCAACCGCCAUGGACCAGGUCGUGAUGAAGCAGGCCGCGUUUGUCGUCGACGGCAAGCCCAACCCCGACUUCAAGCUCGAGGGCAACUGGACCGUGGCGCAAAACACGUCUGGAAACGCGACGCACGCCGUCAACAACUACACGGCCCUCGCCACGACAAACGGCAACAUCACCAUCCCGAUCCCGGCCAACACGUCGUUCCUCCAGCUCGCGGGAAUCAUGGGCCCGACCAACACAGAGUUCACGCUCGAGUGGGACCCGUACCCGCCCGCCCGCCAGAUGAACUACACGCUCUCGCACGGCGCCUACUCGCCGUACCGCAACCAGGGGCUGCUGUGCUGCAGGCGCAAGCGCAAGCCGAGCCCCAUCGUGUCCGACCCGACGCCGUUCGAGAUCGAGCCCAAGCAGCGCGACGGCUCGGGCUCGUCAUCGGGCGACGAGGAGACACGCCUUACCCAGCCGACGCCCGACGCCAUGGGGUAUGUCAGCCAGAACCACCGCGCGCAGGUCAUGGCCGCCAAGGCGCAUGAAGCGGCGCAGGGCCGCCAGCGCGGUAACGGUGCACCGCCGCCCAGCGCGUUCCACGUCCACCACGCGCGCGGCCCGCCCUCGGCCGUCCCGUCGUCCGUUCUGGAUCCGAUGCAGAGCGCACACCUCAACGUGCCGUACACGCCUGGCCCGACGUCGACCGUUCCGUCGUCGGUGCUUCUUCCUACCAUCCGCGGUGUUGGCGAGGACUCGCCCCGCGGCGAAGGCUCGGUUGCGGCUUCGUCCUCGCUUGAGCCUGAUAUGCCUGAGCUGCGGUCGGGCGGCUCGACCUCGACCCCGAGCAGUAGCCAGACGUGGUUCAACUCGCUUGGCAGCAGCAGUGCUGGCGGCUCGGGCUCGUCACAUCCCUUCCUCGCCCACAACAAGCCCCGCACUGCCGUCAGCGAAAGCAAUUUCCCCGCCGUCGAGGAGUACACGCAGGAAGAGGACGCCGGAGUGGUAGAGUCGACGAUUGUGCCCCCUAGUUACAACCCCAGCUGGGCUCCACCUACUCCUCUUGCUGAGGAGGAGGCGUACCCUCAUGCUCAUGGGCGUGCGGAGGACGACGGUGAGACCCAUGCUCGCUAG